This is a messenger RNA of Piliocolobus tephrosceles (Ugandan red Colobus), 1088 nucleotides long. It is a transcript of the gene PAX4, whose product is annotated as paired box 4. Gene Ontology annotation, molecular function: RNA polymerase II cis-regulatory region sequence-specific DNA binding; DNA-binding transcription factor activity, RNA polymerase II-specific. The transcript has 10 exons. Bases 1 to 1053 code for a protein of 350 amino acids. Gene Ontology annotation, biological process: regulation of transcription by RNA polymerase II; anatomical structure development. The record is from RefSeq and is a predicted model, not a curated record. NCBI's taxonomy places the organism in Eukaryota, Metazoa, Chordata, Mammalia, Primates, Cercopithecidae.
AUGCAGCAGGACGGGAUCAGCAGCAUGAACCAGCUUGGGGGGCUCUUUGUGAAUGGCCGGCCCCUGCCUCUGGAUACCCGGCAGCAGAUUGUGCGGCUAGCAGUCAGUGGAAUGCGGCCCUGUGACAUCUCACGGAGCCUUAAGGUAUCUAACGGCUGUGUGAGCAAGAUCCUAGGGCGUUAUUACCGCACGGGUGUCUUGGAGCCCAAGGGCAUUGGGGGAAGCAAGCCACGGCUGGCUACACCCCCUGUGGUGGCUCGAAUUGCCCAGCUGAAGGGUGAGUGUCCAGCUCUCUUUGCCUGGGAAAUCCAACGCCAGCUUUGUGCUGAAGGGCUUUGCACCCAGGACAAGACUCCCAGUGUCUCCUCCAUCAACCGAGUCCUGCGGGCACUACAGGAGGACCAGGGACUACCGUGGACGCAGCUCAGGUCACCAGCUGUUUUGGCUCCAGCUCUCCUCACUCCCCACAGUGGCUCUGAGACUCCCCGGGGUCCCCACCCAGGGACUGGCCACCGGAAUCGGACUAUCUUCUCCCCAAGCCAAGCAGAGGCACUGGAGAAAGAGUUCCAGCGUGGACAGUAUCCUGACUCAGUGGCCCGUGGAAGGCUGGCUGCUGCCACCUCUCUGCCUGAGGACACUGUGAGGGUCUGGUUUUCCAACAGAAGAGCCAAAUGGCGCCGGCAAGAGAAGCUCAAGUGGGAAAUGCAACUGCCAGGUGCUUCCCAGGGGCUGACUGUACCAAGAGUUGCCCCAGGAAUCAUCUCUGCACAGCAGUCCCCUGGCAGCGUGCCCACAGCAGCCCUGCCUGCCCUGGAACCGCUGGGUCCUUCCUGCUAUCAGCUGUGCUGGGCAACAGCACCAGACAGGUGUCUGAGUGACACCCCACCUAAAGCCUGUCUCAAGCCCUGCUGGGACUGUGGCUCCUUCCUUCUUCCUGUGAUUGCUCCCUCCUGUGUGGACCUUGCCUGGCCCUGCCUCGAUGCCUCUCCGGCACAUUACCUGAUUGGAGGGGCUGGUGAAGCAACACCCACCCACUUCUCACACUGGCCUUAAGAGGCCUCCACUCAGCAGUAAUAAAAGCAGUUUUU